Messenger RNA from Exophiala viscosa, 722 nucleotides. RefSeq names its product rhodanese domain-containing protein. The transcript has a single exon. Gene Ontology annotation, molecular function: thiosulfate-cyanide sulfurtransferase activity. Bases 104 to 520 code for a protein of 138 amino acids. The record is from RefSeq and is a predicted model, not a curated record. NCBI's taxonomy places the organism in Eukaryota, Fungi, Ascomycota, Eurotiomycetes, Chaetothyriales, Herpotrichiellaceae.
CUCGUAGUCCGUCAUCUCGGCCUCCUCUCCAUCCAAAGUGAGCAAUAUUGUUUUGAAUCAUAAUCAUUUACAGGACGUGCCAAAGGAAACAAUAAUAGCGACAAUGACUACACCCGAGCCCCCACCUGGAUCGCAGAGCAUUGAGCAGAUACUGGCAUCAGCGAGAUCCGAACUCAAACGUCUAACACCGAAGGAAGCCUACGAGAAGUUGACGGGAAACCGAGAUCCCCCGGCGAUUCUGGUGGACAUACGCCCGGCGGCUCAGCGUGCCGCCAAAGGAGAAAUCGAAGGCUCCCUCAUCAUCGAGCGCAAUGUGCUCGAAUGGCGAUUUGAUCCUCAGUCCAAGACUCGCCUGCCGAUUGCAGAUCGGUAUGAUCACAACAUUAUUGUUCUCUGCCAGGAGGGCUACACGAGUUCGUUGGCCGCCAAAGCCUUGAGGGACAUUGGAUUGAAGAAUUCUACCGACGUUGUUGGUGGGAUCAGAGAUUGGCAGGAGGCGGGUCUGCCGACGAAACUGUGAUCGUUAGAAGUUUCAAGCGUCGGCACGAGAUUUUGUUCUUUCAGCACCACAGCAUGGGGGCUAGCAUUCCUAAACUGGAUACAUCGAACAUUCCAACAAAUGUCGUAUCUGCUUCUUGCCCUGCCAAAUGUGAUUGACAAUACUAGUGAGGUGUCUCCCUUAGACGGCUCUUCCGCAAGUGAUUACUUUAACAAGUCAAGCC